UCUUAUCAUCACAGAUUGAACAAAUAACAUCUAGUUUCGUGUAUAAAAGACAGUGACAAAAAUUACAAAGCAUCAGUUUGCUGGGUUACGAGUAGAAGGAAGUAUCAUCAACAACACUUCAAAAGAUGAAAUUCGCAUUGGUACUGUUGGCCUUCGUGGCUGCGGCCUCCGCCAAAAUUGAGAUCCCCAAUUUUGGCAGAGGUGAGCUUUACAAGGACAUCCAAGAAUUCUUGGAUUUGAUACCUGUGGAGAAGGUAGUCGAUAUCACUGUUCAAUACUAUACGAAAGACGCCGAGUUCCAGAAAGCCAUCAAAUACUUCCAAAACCCGGAAUUUAAGCAACUGGUCCAAGACGUAGAAGGCCUGUCUGAGAUUAAAGUUUUGAUGGAUUACAUCCAUAAUGCCGGCAUUGACAUUUACAAGAUCGUGAAUAUACUGAACAGGGCUCUCGAUCUUCCGCCUCUCACUCCGCCUUCCUUCGUUGUGGGUGCACAGAUCACCGGUGGAAUUAGAGGAUAUGUUGAUGAUAUCCUAGCUGUCUUGCCUAUAGAUCAGCUUCAGGCUUUAUACGACAAGAAGUUGAAAGAAUCCAAGGCGUUCGCCGAUUUCAUCGCGCAAUUGAGUUCCGACAACUUCCAACAGAUCGUCAACAAGGUUUACGCUCACCCCAAAACCCAGGAGCUUUUAGAACACGCUAGGAGUUACGGUAUUGAUCUCAUGGUCAUCAAGGACUUGCUGGAGAUUCUCUGGGGCAUCAAGGUUCCCAAUAAGCACUAGAUAAUUCAAUGAAUAUUGUUAUCAAUGCUACAAUAAAAAGUGAUUUCCUUUCUACUAA
Molecule: messenger RNA, 834 nt
Organism: Solenopsis invicta (red fire ant)
Lineage: Eukaryota; Metazoa; Arthropoda; Insecta; Hymenoptera; Formicidae
Product: protein G12
Exons: 2
Coding region: 126-776 (216 amino acids)
Source: RefSeq, a predicted model, not a curated record